This is a messenger RNA of Drosophila innubila, 696 nucleotides long. RefSeq names its product mitotic spindle assembly checkpoint protein MAD2B (gene PolZ2). NCBI's taxonomy places the organism in Eukaryota, Metazoa, Arthropoda, Insecta, Diptera, Drosophilidae. The record is from RefSeq and is a predicted model, not a curated record. The coding region runs from base 37 to 642 and encodes 201 amino acids. Gene Ontology annotation, cellular component: zeta DNA polymerase complex. The transcript has a single exon.
CAGCAGAUAAUGAAAUUGAUUUGAUUUUGAAUUAAAAUGGAAUUGGAAGAUGUUGCCGCAAUACAUUUGGAGGCCAUUGAAGUCAUUAUAAAUCAUAUACUGUACAUUCGCGGCGUUUAUCCAUUACAAAUCUUCAAGAAACGACGAGUUUACAAUACACCAGUAUUUAUUGUUGCUUUUCCGGCAUUAAAUUGUUAUCUUGCCAAUGUGUUGAAGACUGUGAAGCAAAUGUUGGUGAACCAGGUGCAAGAAUUGAAGCUAGAAGUCAUUAUAUAUGGCGACGAAGGCGAUCACAUGGAGAGCUACGUGUUGGAGAUGUUGCCAGUUGUAUCUGAAGAUCAGAACCAAGAUCAAUAUCUAUUGGAAUACGAGGAGCAACUGAGAUCUGCUUUGUACAAGUUGGCAGAGCGGGUUAAAAAGUUACCAAAACUGUCGAAAAACUCCAAGUUUAAGGUUCAGAUUCAUACCACACAGACGGCCUUUACCCACCUCAGUCAUGAUGCACAGUACCAAGAGUUUCCCUGGCUACAGACAGAUGGAAAUUCACAACUUGGGGAGGAGUCUCAGAGAUUUGCACUUUUGCCAUUGGCAACCGUUAAAAAAGUGGGAUUGAAAAUGCAGGCUCAAAUAUUUACAUGUUAGUUAAUUAAGAUUUUAUGUAUUUUACGCAUUAAAUGUUUAAGUCAACAUAUGAAA